GUGGGUCUCUCUGGAUUAUGUUGUAUCUGACUUAUGAUCGUUGUUCAUCAUGUUUUUGUCGUCUGAUGUAUAAUUUUCUUAAAUCUGGACCAAAAUUCUCUGUCCAGAAAUGAUUUUCCCGUCUAAUUUCGCUGUUCUUCUUUCGAUUUUCUAAUUAGUUUUCAUUACACGAUGACUACCUCUGGGUUUUCCCAUUUUCUUCUGCAUUACUCUUUGAUCUGUCUCUUAUCUUGAAUUGGGUUUUUAGGAAACGUUUUGUUCUUUUAAAUCCUUCUUGAAAUAGCUGGCAUCCAUUAAGUGUAUUCAAAUUGCAAAUCCAUUGGGAUUUGACCAUCUGUUGUCAUUCUUUGGAUUAGGACAGCCCUGUUUUUUUCCUUCUUUUCAAGCAUUGUUUCUGACAUGGGUCAGUACUUCCUUCAAUUCAAGUUGUUUACCUACCAUUACUAGAUAGCUGUUUGGUCUAUGAGGAUUUCUUGAAUUAAAUUCUCUCUUUAUUUUGAUUUGUGUUCAUAGGUUAUAUUGUACAACACAUGGUUCAAGUAGCUUUCUGUUAAUUCAAACAUGUCAAUUGCUAGCAGCCAUAUAGAAAAAAAAUUUAUAAUAAAGAUGAUGACAAAACUUUCAAGCUUGUGUUCACUUUAGACAAGACACAUAGAUUCCCGCUCUAUAGCUGGAACAGUUUCUCUGCGGUGUUUUGUUUUGUCCUUUUCUUUUUGUUUUUAGUUCAAGAUGGAAUCGAACCAUUAACAUUUGAGAUGCGAGCGAUGUCUUGUCCAUUAUGCUAUGCUUGAAUCGGCGAAUGUUUUGUCUUUUUCGAGAAUGAGAAUUAAGAACAUGUAAUAAGCAGCCGUAAUUAUCUUUAACUUUGCAAGUACAUGGACUUUUCUUGUCUAUAAAUAUGUGAUAUUUCCUGUAUUGGAAAGACGUGUCUUAGUUUUUUCUCAUUUGUUUCUCUUGGUUCAUUCUUCAUUGUUGUGGAAUAUAUGCUUUGUUUCUGAGUCCCCUGACGAGGCUCGCCAUCUCAGGAUCGAAAGAGAACUCUAUUCUUGAAGAUUGUUUUAUUUAUUCCAAGUCUGAGAUCUUUCUUCUGCUUGGAGAGAUAGUGACAGAGCCUGCUUGAUUGAAGGUUAAUCCGACUGGAUACUCGUUUACAUUCUUCUUCUCUAUCUGUCCUGCCAUUUUCCUGCUAGAACGGUUGUCUUGAAGGUGGUGGUAAUUCAUCAUGGAAAAUGGAAAAUGUCAAGAAGAUACACCCAAGGAGCUGUCUGAGGUUCCACCAUUAAUCCAAUACAUAUCAUCAGUUCAAGUCGCUGGUUUUGACAGUAUUGAAGAGUGUAAUGAAGAGAUUGAGCCUCCAAAUAACCCCUCUACCCUGCGUAUUCAGGGAAAUGUAUCAUCAUCUGGCGUGCAAAGCGAUGCCGAGUUUCAGUUGGGUGACCAUCGAAGAAAAAAUACUGUUUCUCUCAGCAUGCCACCGUCCCCUGUGGGAGUUCAGCUGUCCCCCAAAACAGUUUUCUCAACUGGUGAAAGAAUUCCAAACAAUGGAACCUCAGGUCCUUCUGCUCUGGAAAAACCACAGAAAGCUACAUUGUUUCACUCUCAGCCAAUUCCGAUGGGCUCGACAUUCGAGGAUGCGGUGACGAACAUAAAGGCUGCACCGCACCCUAGUAUUUCAAGAUUGAAGGACAGAAGAUAUGAUUCUUUCAAAACAUGCUCUGGAAAACUUGCAAGGCAAUUAACUAUACUUCGUGGAAAGUCCCAACAACAAAUUAGGCCAGAUGAAACUGAAGCUCAGGAAGCAGUCAUUGAGAACAACAUACCUGCUGAACGUUACUUUGCUGCUCUGGAAGGUCCUGAGCUAGAGACACUAAGGCCUUCAGAGGAAAUACUGCUCCCAGAUGACAAGACAUGGCCUUUUCUACUCCGAUUUCCGAUCUCUUCGUUUGGUAUGUGUCUUGGUGUUAGUAGCCAAGCAAUCAUGUGGAAAACAUUGGCCACUUCAGCUUCCACGAAGUUCCUUCAUUUGAGCCUGAAAAUAAAUUUUGUUUUAUGGAUCAUUUCCAUUGCUCUUGUAAUCACUGUCGCUUCCACUUACCUUCUGAAAGUUCUUCUAUACUUCGAAGCAGUUCGCCGAGAGUACUACCAUCCUAUUCGUGUCAACUUCUUCUUUGCACCAUGGAUAGCCCUCUUGUUCUUAGCAAUUGGUGUUCCUCCAUCUGUUGCUUCCAAACUGCAUCCAGCACUUUGGUAUGUUCUCAUGACUCCAUUUUUAUGUCUUGAGCUUAAGAUUUAUGGGCAGUGGAUGUCAGGAGGCCAACGAAGGCUGUCAAAAGUGGCUAAUCCUACUAACCAUCUUUCCAUCGUGGGGAACUUUGUGGGGGCUUUGUGGGGAGCUUCAAUGGGACUAAAGGAAGGACCUAUAUUCUUCUUUGCCAUUGGAAUGGCUCACUAUUUAGUCCUUUUUGUAACUCUCUACCAAAGACUACCAACCAAUGCGACACUCCCAAAGGAGUUGCAUCCUGUGUUCUUUCUUUUCAUAGCAGCACCUAGCGUGGCAUCUAUGGCAUUGGCAAACAUUCAAGGCUCCUUUGAUAACGCUUCACGAAUGAUUUACUUCGUCGCUAUGUUCCUCUAUUUCUCACUGGUUGUUCGAGUCAAUUUUUUCCGAGGCUUCCAGUUCUCACUGGCCUGGUGGGCAUAUACCUUUCCCAUGACUGGAGCUGCCAUUGCAACCAUAAGAUACUCAACCGAAGUUACAAAUAUAGUAACACAAGUUCUUGCUGUUCUUCUCUCUGUCAUAGCAACAGUCAUAGUGGGGUCUCUCUUCGUAACAACUAUCAUACACGCCUUUGUGCAUCAUGACCUCUUUCCCAAUGACAUCGCUAUAGCCAUUAGCGACAGGAAGCCAAAACCACCACAGAAGAACUGGUUCCAAAAUCUAAGAAAUGGAAAUUCAGAAUCCCAAAAUAUUGAAAACUUCUUGAAGUUUUCAGGCCCUGAUAGCAAAGAUUUAGAAGCAUGUAUUGGACCGAAAACCUCCGAAGGCGAAGACGGGAACGUCCCAUCAUCAAGUGAUCAGCCCCGAUGAUCACAGGCUCAACCCUUUGUAAAAGUCGCCACUCAAACAUACGAGGAACUUGAUUUUGUAGUUUGAAUGGUUCCAAUAAACAUGUUGGAGCUUGAUAGUUAUACACACUGAGAGUUGUAAGAUAUAGUUUUUUUGUUAGACAUCUCAUGUAAUCUAUCAAUUUUUUUGUAUCAAUAUCUAUGAUGGCCUUGAUAUCUUGUUCAUGUGAUAUAUCAAUAAAGUAACUAUGUUGAAAUA
Messenger RNA from Cucurbita pepo subsp. pepo (vegetable marrow), 3325 nucleotides. Its product is annotated as S-type anion channel SLAH2. Gene Ontology annotation, molecular function: voltage-gated monoatomic anion channel activity. The record is from RefSeq and is a predicted model, not a curated record. NCBI's taxonomy places the organism in Eukaryota, Viridiplantae, Streptophyta, Magnoliopsida, Cucurbitales, Cucurbitaceae. Gene Ontology annotation, cellular component: membrane. Gene Ontology annotation, biological process: transmembrane transport; intracellular monoatomic ion homeostasis.